UACUUGGCGGUGGUGAUAAUAAUGGUUGUCGAAGAUCCUUUGUUUAAGGGGUUUGGAAGAGGGUUUAGGGUUGUGCCGUGUCUGUGCUCCAGCUCUCCGGCGCACUUGUGCCUGCGAUCGUCUCGCCAAAAUGUCGGUCAGCGAGGCUGCAUGUACCUACGCUUGCCUCAUCUUGCACGAUGAUGGAAUCCCUAUCACUAUCGCGACCUUGAUUAAGGCUGCUAAUGUGCAAGUAGAGGGUUACUGGCCAGGACUUUUUGCCAAGCUUUGUGAGAAGAGUGUUGACGACCUUAUCACAAAUGUUGGAGGUGGUGGUGGUGGUGGUGCCGUCGCUGUGAGCGCUGCACCCGCUGCAGCUGCCGCCGAGUCCGCUCCCAAAGAAGAAGAGAAGAAGGAGGAGCUAAAGGAGGAAAGCGACGAUGACAUGGGAUUUAGCCUGUUCGAUUAGAUACACUGUCUUCCCUACCAUAGAUCUCUGGUCAUGCAAUUUUGUUCCUUUCUUAGUUGAAGGGUAUAAUGUUCAGAGAAAGAUUUUUAUUUAAAAUUUUUUCUUACUGGCAACGGUCAAUAUCCAUUAAAUGAUCUGUGUGACAUGAAUGAUCACUCACUUUUAAUGAAGUGAGUACUUAAGGAAUACUUCUUUGAUAAUUC
Physcomitrium patens is the source of this 651-nucleotide messenger RNA. RefSeq names its product large ribosomal subunit protein P1. Gene Ontology annotation, biological process: translational elongation; cytoplasmic translation. Gene Ontology annotation, cellular component: ribosome; cytosolic large ribosomal subunit. NCBI's taxonomy places the organism in Eukaryota, Viridiplantae, Streptophyta, Bryopsida, Funariales, Funariaceae. Gene Ontology annotation, molecular function: protein kinase activator activity; structural constituent of ribosome; ribonucleoprotein complex binding. The record is from RefSeq and is a predicted model, not a curated record.